AUGGAUAAUCAUCGUUUGCGUGCUAUUAUAUUGAAAUUACAAGAUCGUCUUAGUAAUGAUGAUCGAAAACGUUUACACUUCUAUCUUGGCAAUGAUGUACCACGACGAAUAAGAGAUGAUCCAACACUUAGUGGAACACUUAGCCUUAUGGAUUCUCUUUUUGAUCAAGAUAAAGUGAAUGAAAAAGAUUUUAGUUUUCUAAUAAAUGCAUUUGAUGAAAUUCAAUGUAUUGAUGCUGUGAAAUUAUUAAGAGAAUAUUGGAGACACAAUCAAUCAGAUGCACAACAUCAAUCAGUUGAAAGUUUAUCGAUGAUAUUGCCACCAAUGAUAAAUCAACUUCUUGGAGAUCAAGAUGACGAUAAAUAUCCUAUGCAACAGCUUCUUGUUAAUCAGAAAAAUACUUGUGGUAAUAACAAUAUAAUGAUCAAUAGUAAUAACACAAAUAUUAAUCAAAUACCAAUAAUGAACUGUGAUGAAAAACCACAGCAUCCAGAAUUCAAAAAGAAACAAUUAUUAAAAUCUAGAAAGAUACUGUGGAAAUGUUUAUUACUAUUUGUGUUAUUAUCGAUUGUUGGAUAUGGAAUAUUAAUAUUUUUUUGUAUUCAACGCUUCGAAACAUUGAAUAAUAAAUCCGUUGCACGAAUUCAACUGUUGGAAACAUCAAAUAAUCAAUCUAUUCAAGCAAUUCAACAGUUAAAGCAGAAAAUGGAACAACUCAAAAAAUCACGACCAACAUUCAACAAAUGGAAACAAAAUGCCAUCACCGUAGCUGGUGGAAAUGGAGAAGGACAAAAAUUAGAUCAACUCAAUGGCCCUGGAGGGAUAUUUAUCGAUAGAAAUAGAAAUCUUUUUAUUGCUGAUGGUUGGUUAAAUCAUCGUAUUGUUAAAUGGGAAUAUGAUGCAAAGGAAGGACAAAUCGUUGCAGGUGGACAUGACAGAGGAAAUGGAAUGAAUCAAUUGAAUCGACCAACUGAUGUAAUUGUUGAUCAACAGAAUCAUUCGAUCAUCAUUGCUGAUUAUAAGAACAGACGAGUGAUUCAAUGGUUAAAUCAAAAGCAACAAAUUCUCAUCGAUGAUAUUGACUGUUAUGGCUUGGCAAUGAAUAAAAAUGGAUUUCUUUAUGUUUCUGAUCGUGAAAAUAAUGCAGUAAGACGAUGGAAAAUGGGAGAAUAUAACAAUGAAGGAGGUGUAGUGGCAGGUGGAAACGGACAAGGAAGUGAACGCAAUCAACUCAAUAAUCCUGGUUUUAUUUUUGUUGAUGAUGAUCAAUCUGUUUAUGUAGCAGAUAUAGGUAAUCAUCGUGUGAUGAAAUGGAGAAAAGAUGCAAAAGAAGGACUAGUUGUGGCUGGAGGAAAUAGUCAAGGAAGAAAUCUCAGUCAAUUGUCUUCACCUUAUGGAGUAAUUGUUGAUAAUUUGGAUCAAAUCUAUGUGGCAGAUUUUGGGAAUGAUCGAAUAAUGCGUUGGUGUGAAGGAAAAAGUGAAGGUGAAAUUGUUGUUGGUGGAAAUGGUACAGGAAAUGAACCAAAGCAAUUGAAUCAACCCAAGGGUUUAUCGUUUGAUGAUGAAGGAAAUCUUUAUGUAGUUGAUUUGGGAAAUAAUCGAAUUGUAAAAUUUGAAAUAAUUUUAUAA
Messenger RNA from Adineta steineri, 1629 nucleotides. The record is from the annotation of a GenBank genome assembly. NCBI's taxonomy places the organism in Eukaryota, Metazoa, Rotifera, Eurotatoria, Adinetida, Adinetidae.